Molecule: messenger RNA, 585 nt
Organism: Rotaria sp. Silwood2
Lineage: Eukaryota; Metazoa; Rotifera; Eurotatoria; Philodinida; Philodinidae
Source: the annotation of a GenBank genome assembly
AUGAGCCGGCCUGCUGGUAAUCCGUCAGUGGAAAGAAAUCCUGAAUGUAUUAGUGCUUCGUUCCUGGAACGAAAUGAUACAAAUGGUUUAAUGCGUCUCUGUUGUCAAGGUUUGCCAUCAACUACGUUACCACCACAUUUUCCCAAAGAAUGUGGUAAACAAUUGUACGCUCCAUUAGAACAACGUAUUAUUGGUGGUUCUGUUGUAAACCACAUUCUUUCAUCACUCAUUGAUAUCUUUCAGCCGUGGCAUGUUUUAGUACAUGGAACAGCUCAUUCAUGUAGUGGAACUUUGAUUGAUGAACGACAUGUUCUUACAGCAGCACAUUGUAUUAUAGCAAACCAAAAUUUUACAGUUACUGUCGGUAUACAUGAUGUAACUGCACCUCAUUUUAUUGAACAGAAAAUACGCGUGGAAAAGAUCUAUGUACAUGAAGAGUAUGAUAGCGUGAAAGCAUCCAAUGAUAUAGACAUCCUGUAUUUAUCAAAAUCUGUUGAAGUUACAGAUAAAGUAAACUUUAUCUGUCUUCCAGGUCCAGAAGCGAGCAUAGGAGAAAAAGUUUAUGUUGGUAAGACAAGAACCUAG